Molecule: messenger RNA, 1860 nt
Organism: Lodderomyces parapsilosis
Lineage: Eukaryota; Fungi; Ascomycota; Pichiomycetes; Serinales; Debaryomycetaceae
Gene: SPB4
Product: putative ATP-dependent RNA helicase
Exons: 1
Coding region: 1-1860 (619 amino acids)
Cellular component (GO): nucleolus
Molecular function (GO): nucleic acid binding; ATP binding
Source: RefSeq, a predicted model, not a curated record
AUGAAAUCGCAGACUGGAUCCCUUGCAUGGGAAAACUUAAGAUAUGACCUAUACCCCUGGCUCAAAGACGCUCUACUAUCGUUGGGCUAUCCAACGAUGACACCAGUGCAAGCAUCCACCAUACCUUUGCUUUGUGGGAAUAAAGACGUCAUCGUUGAGGCCGUCACCGGGUCAGGUAAGACACUAGCAUUUGUUAUUCCAGUGUUGGAAAAGAUAUCAAAGAGGUUAUUUACACCUGAUGUGGAUGGCAAGGUGGAACCAUUGAAACGGAAUCAUAUUUUGAGUAUCGUCAUUUCACCCACUAGAGAAUUGGCCAAACAAAUUCAAAUGGUUUUUGAUCGAGUAUUGGAGUAUUUACCAGAAGACUUAAUGCCACAGAUUAAGACACAGCUACUAGUUGGGUCUUUGGGUACUGUUCGUGAAGAUCUUGAAAAGUUUCAAGAGAACCAACCACAGGUAUUGAUAGCUACACCAGGGCGAUUGUUGGAUUUCUUAACCACGUCUCCCGUUGUGAAAACAUCGAGUUUGGAAAUUGUCAUUUUGGAUGAAGCAGACAAAUUGUUGGAUUUCUCAUUUGAAAUGGAUGUCGUUAACAUCUUGAAGAAGUUGCCCAAGCAACGAAGGACGGGGUUAUUUUCAGCGACAAUUUCAUCAGCUGGUGAUACCAUUUUUAAAACAGGGAUGAACAAUCCAGUAAGAGUUCAAGUCAAGACCAAGAACUUCCUCGGCGAGCAACAGAAUUCUCCUACUUCAUUGCAAUUAUCAUACAUGUUGUUACAACCAGAAUACAAGAUAACUUUGUUGUUGACGAUGCUACGAGACUAUGAUUUCAAAAAAGUAAUUGUAUAUUUCCCCACAUGUACGUCAGUAAAACACUUUUAUCAAAUUUUCACCAAGUUGGUCAAUAGUGAUGGAAAUGAAUCAGAUUUGCAAUUCUUCUCAUUACACGGACAGUUAAAUACCAAAGCUAGACUAAACACGUUGGAGAAAUUCAUCAAUGGGGACGAAGCUGAUACCAAGUAUGUUUUGAUGACUACUGAUGUAGCCGCUCGAGGUAUAGAUGUACCUGAAGUUGAUCUAGUAGUGCAGUUGGAUCCACCAACUGACCCGAGUGUCUUUUUGCACCGAUGUGGAAGGACGGGAAGGGCUAAUCGGUCUGGUAGAGCUAUCGUUAUGUUGAAUGAUGGAACGCAAGAAGAAGAUUAUGUUGGGUUCAUGGAGGUCAAGAAUGUAUUUAUGACCAAAAUUGAUCCACCGGAAUCAACAACUGCACGUCACGACUUGUUUCAGAAACGGCUUCGUAAAUAUAUGCUUGAUGAUAGAGCUCGCCACGAGUUAGCUGUUAAGUCAUAUGUUGGUUUCAUACGAUACUAUUCUAAACAUGUUGCAAGUCUGAUUUUCCGUUUAGCUACUCUUGAUUACUUGGCAAUUGCCAAAAUGUAUGGAUUGUUGAGAUUGCCCAAGAUGCCAGAGACGAAAUAUAUUGACAGUUCCCUCAUGCCGCAAGACGGCUGGCUCGGUGAGCCCAUUGAUAUGGAUACUUAUGCUUAUGCUGACCAAUUGCAAGAAAAAUCAAGGGUGGAAAAUUUACAGCGAGAUAAGGAGUUGAAAAUUGCCAAUGCUAAAAAGCGCAAAGAAUUGAAAAUCAAAAAUGAAGCAUGGUCAAGUAAAAUUGAUCAUAAGGAGACCAAACAGGAACGGAAAGCAAAAAUGAAACGGAAACGUGAAGCAAUUGAAAAACAAUUGAUGGAAAAUGGUGAUGAAGAGGAGGAACAAACACAACAAGAUUGGAAGGAUUUAGUACGUCAAUCGAAAAAGACAAAGAAUCAAACCAUGCAAGGAUCAUUUGAUGAUCUAUAG